Molecule: messenger RNA, 2704 nt
Organism: Episyrphus balteatus (marmalade hoverfly)
Lineage: Eukaryota; Metazoa; Arthropoda; Insecta; Diptera; Syrphidae
Gene: Pop1
Product: ribonucleases P/MRP protein subunit POP1
Exons: 2
Coding region: 122-2608 (828 amino acids)
Biological process (GO): tRNA 5'-leader removal
Cellular component (GO): nucleolar ribonuclease P complex; ribonuclease MRP complex
Source: RefSeq, a predicted model, not a curated record
AUUACAAAAACGUCAAAAAUCUGUUUGUUGUUAUUUUGCUAGAAAUGAAUCAAAUUUCUUCUAAUCUUUUUACAUUUUUUUUAAUUAUUCCUCUUAAUUCCUAAAAAACAGAGUGUGAAAAAUGACUACAAAUAAACUAGAAUACGAUUCUUCUUUGGGCGGCCCAGUUGUCUUACCGACUCACCUGCAAACAUUUCGCUAUGCAGCUGCCAGCAUCAACGAAAUCAAAGGCCUCCUCGAUGAAAUCCGUCAUCCAACAAGUACCAAGUUGGUAUUCCAAACAUUACCUAAACAUAUGCGUCGCCGGGCAAUGUCCCAUCAUCCAAAACGUCUGCCACGCAAAUAUCGUUCCAUACACAACUCACAAAUGGCCAAAGCCGGUAAACCACCGCAAACGACAAAAAGACCGUCGAGAAAAUAUCGACGUAAACCAAGUAAUCUUUUAAAAGAAUACAUUCGUCGACAGAAAUCACAGACAUGGCUUGAGACUCACAUUUGGCAUGCAAAACGAUUUCAUAUGAUUUCUAAAUGGGGCUAUAAAUUGCCCUAUGCUUCUUGCGAUAAAACUUAUCGAUCUUGCUAUCGAGCUUCAGCUAAACACUGUCUUUUGCAAGAUAUUUCUUUUUAUGCUUGUUUAGAAAUUCAGGGGGGUUUCGAAGAGAUUGUCAAAGGAUUUGGGUCAUUGACAAGCUCCAAAUGUGGUCUUGGUAUUGGAGCCAAGACUUUUGCUUCAGGUCGAAGAGAAGGAAGCAUUGAAUUGUUUCAGUCUGGCCAAUAUCCAAAUGGUUCCAUGGGAAAAGUAAGCUUCCUUUGGAAACCACAAGAUAAUGGUAUCCGAAUUUUAUGGAUAUUCAUUCAUCCAUCGGCUUACAAUGAAAUCCUUAAAGAAAUCAUAAAGAUUUUCGACUUGAAAAGCACAAAAACUGAAAAAGUUCCUAUUGAAUCUGAGAAUGAUGACAAAAUGAAUGGAAGUCCAAAUAAAAAGAAAGCUCUCCAACUACAAUUUGUUACAAAAACUUUUGCCUAUCAAAGGGCACCUAAAUACCAAAACGAAUCCAAGACUUUAAGUCUUGUCGAACUUAAAGACACUAUGAAUCGGUUUCGUUUAACUGGUCCUCUAUCUCAGGCUGUCCUUGGGAAAGCUUUUAAAGUCAAACCAAUUCGAGAUUCUGAGCCAGAGAAUUGGUUCAAGUCAACAGUGAAAAAUAAGACUUUCUCCGAAGCUCAUUUAGCCCAAGAAGAGUUUUGGAAAAAUUGCCAAGGUGUGAAUUCACCUGGGGAACUACUUUCCAACAUGAUUCUUGGUCUAAAUAUCGAAGAUCCGAGAAUAAAUCGUCCAAAAAAACGUACAAAAUCCCAACCGGAAAAUAUUCAACCAAAUCUAGACAUUCUCUUCGAUUCUAAUCAUAACCUUCAUCAAAGUCGAUUAUGGGACUUUGAAUUGAGAAAUCAAAUUUGUAGCAAAAUGAUGUCCACUCAUGAAUUCUGUUCUCAGCGUGAGAAGAAUUCAUUAGUUCCUGGAGAACGUUGUCAAUUCGAAGAAGAAAUGCAACCAGUUCCUUUGAUGCUUAUUCAACGACCCGGUUCACAAGAUCAUAAUUACAAACGAUUGAGUUAUGCUUGUGGUUGGGAUGUGAUAGUUCCUUCUGGAUAUGGAAUGUCCGUAUGGUUAUCGUUGAUAAUGUGUGGUGCUAAGCCAGGUGGUUUGAGAGAAUUCGAAUCGAUUCAAAGAGAAUUGGGAACAGAUCAAUUUCUUCCAGAUUCUUUACCAGGAAUUAAAGAAUCUGCUGAAAGACAACUUGAAUUGAGGGUGAAAUAUUUUCGAAAACCACCCAACAAAAGGUGUAAUUAUCGAAAAAAUUCAAUUUGUAGUCCAUUUAAGGCACCUUUGGGUCAGCUUAUAAGAGAAUGGUCUCUCACUGAUAAGAGUUUCUUUAUAUUACGUGAUAAAGAACUUCUUAAGAAUUUGCAUUUAGCAAUAAGUCAGAAGAAAUCGCUGCCUGACUUACCUUCAUCGUGCCUUAUACAAAUUAAUCUUCGAAUGAAAACUCGUGGAUGUCCGGGAGAUUUUGCUAUAAUCUGUCUACCUACAAAUGCAGAUUUCAAACGGAAUUUAAAAAGAAUCAAGUUUGAAAAGAAUGACCCUAUCUACACGGAGCCUUUACAGAAAGAUCCAAAUGAAGCUGAACGAAAGAAAUUGAGACAAAAUCAUAAAAAACUUCUCAAACGAAUGCGAGGCAGGCGAGUGAGAGAGAAGAGGAGAAAACAGGAAAAAACCGAAGGUAAAAUCACAAUUCGUCCAGCAAAUACAUCAACUCUUGUAAUGGAACAAUACAAGAAAAUGUGUGAAUUAUGGUUGCCGGAGAAUUCAGCUGAUAUCAGUAUACGAAAUCAAUGUUCUCGUGAGGUUUUUGGCUAUGUAACGAGAUGUGAAUUUAGUUAUAUUGAGGCGACUGUAGCUGCAAUUGGUUAUGUUACAGUACCAGGAUUGCAGAAACUAAUGAGUGUAUGGAAACGUGCCAAAGGUUCAGAGAAAAUGGUUUUGGUGCGUGGUACAAAAAGUCGACAUUAUCGUUUUGCUAGUUUUAAGAUUAAUUGUGAAAUUUGAAGUAAUUUAAUAAAUUUUUGUAUUUUUAUGGAUUGUUAUAAAUAACGUUUUAACAAAAUAUAUAAAUACUAGGAGGAAGGACAGGUGCUAGUCCGA